CUCCCUUCCCCAAUCGAGAUUUUAUUACGUUGGUAUUAUAUGAGAAAUCAAGUAUUGUAUACAAUUCGUAACUCAUAUUAUUAGGAAAAUAUAUAAAUAUAAAGAUAACAUUAUUAUAAAUUGAAUAUAAAUAUCAUGAAAGUGAUUAGAAUUUCAAGACAAUAACAAUAAAAACGAUAAAAACGAUAAUAAUGGAUACAUUACACAACAAAAUGAAGCAUUCAUUGAGCGGCGCAGAAACUUGCGCAUUAAACAAAACGUGUAGGUUAUGCCUUCGCGUCGAAAAUCAUUUAAUAUCGAUAUUUACUGAAGAAGAAAAGUCAAAAUGCUUGGUUUCUCGUAUUCGAGAUUGUUGUCCUAUUACGUUAGAAGACGACAGACUACCGAAGAUGAUAUGUCACGAAUGCGAGGAAAAGGUAGCCGCUACGUUCGAAUUUCGCGAACAAUGCAGAAAAUCGGAACAUUUUUUGCGAUUACAUUACGAAUCGUGUAUCUCGGACAAACUUGAUCUUGUUAGAAUAUCAGAUUACAAAACUGUUUUGAAUUGCAAUGUUAAAGCUAAUUCAAAUAUGUGUACAAAUCUUGAUGUAAUCGAUUUGAAAGAAGAUCGGGGACAUUCAGAAAAAAAUCAAGGAGCAUUUAAUGAACAAAGAAAUGAAAAUUCCAUAUUAAAAACACAAUAUGAAAAGAAAAAAAUGUUAGAAUCAAAAAUUGUUCAUAAUGAAAUUGUAGAAGAAAAGGUAAUGAUGAAAUCAGUAUCACGAUCAUUUUUUAACGAUGAUCGAAAUCACGAUGAAGAAGGAAAAAAUAAAAAAAAAGAUAAGAUAAUCGAUCAAAUUUAUUUUUUCAAUGAUGAACAUAAAUACAUAGAGAAGGAAAGCGGCGAUAAUAUUUCCACAGAAAAAAUGCAAAUCUGUAAUGAUACAAUGAAAAUGCCAUAUCUGUGCGAUAUCUGUAGCAAAACUUUUGCUUCGAAAUCUGGAUUGCGAUUUCAUUUGAAAUCACAUGAUGCUGUAAAGUCUUAUCCAUGUCGAUACUGUGAUAAACGAUUUGUGAUUCCUAGUUACACCAAAAGACAUGAAAAAAUUCAUACGGGCGAUAAAUCAUUUAUUUGUCAAUAUUGUAGUGCGACUUUUGCUUCUUCGAAUGGUCUAAAAUAUCAUUUAAGACUUCAUACGGGUGAAGCAAACUAUCCUUGUAAAAUUUGUGGCAAAUCUUUUUAUCGACAUAAAUAUUUAAAGGAACAUAUAUUCACACACACAGGAGAGAAACCAUAUAUUUGUAAAACGUGCGGCGCUUCCUAUGGAAGUUCUGGCAGCUUAUUUGUGCAUAAGAAAAAGUGUAAAACUAAAUAAAUUAUUGUAUAAAAUAUAUAUAAAAAAAAUAAUAUAAAAUAAAAUAAAUAAAUAAAUAUAUAUUUUUAUAUAUUUGACCCAACUAAUCGAAAAAUAGUAUUUUGGGUAUGAAAAAACAUUUUUCAUACUCAAAAAAAUCAAGAAAAAUUUCAAAAAAAACUAUCUUUAUAUUUUUCAAACUUAAUAAGACUAUUCAGACAAUUAUCUGAAAUAUAAAUAUCUUUUUUAUUGCUUUCUGCCAUAAAUAAGAUACAGAAUAAAUGUGAUAUAUAAUUUUUUUUUUUUUUUCAUGUUUUAAAAAUUCGAAGAUUUGAUUCAUUUACCAUAUCACAUUAUUGACUCAGUAUAGAAAAUAAUUGUACCAUUAAUAAUAAUUAGAAUUAAAAUUUGAUUUUAUAUAAAUUAUAUCAUGAAUGAAUAAAAUAUAAAUUAUGAAUGAAUAAAAUAUAUCGUAAAUUCAGAUGAAAAACAAAAUAAAUGUAACAUUUUAUGAGAUUUAGUAUCAUAUUAUAUCAAAGAUAAAUUAUAACAUACAUUAGAUAUAAGAUUUUUAUAUUUAAUUUUAUGGUUAUUAUAUUACGGUUAUAAUAUGCAAUGCAUUUUUUUUUGCUCUCUUAUCAUUUUAUCACUCCCAAUGUUAUCGAUUC
Molecule: messenger RNA, 2002 nt
Organism: Apis cerana (Asiatic honeybee)
Lineage: Eukaryota; Metazoa; Arthropoda; Insecta; Hymenoptera; Apidae
Product: zinc finger protein 54
Biological process (GO): regulation of transcription by RNA polymerase II
Cellular component (GO): nucleus; transcription regulator complex; chromatin
Molecular function (GO): RNA polymerase II cis-regulatory region sequence-specific DNA binding; zinc ion binding; DNA-binding transcription factor activity, RNA polymerase II-specific
Source: RefSeq, a predicted model, not a curated record